AAGCAGCUAUUGGCUGUCCUAAAUGUUGCUAGAAGUCGCUUAAUGACGUCAAUCGCCUAAUUAGCAUAAUUGGCCAUGUGCAUGUAAUUGUGUUGGAUGCUGUAGGAGAAGGGAAUAACAUCGUGGGAGAGACUAAUCUGGAUGCAGAGGGGUGAACAUCUCCUGCUCUGACUGCAGCUGGGAAGGACUGCUGCGCGAGGACUGGGCCACUUGUGUGUGCUUUGGGUCGGUGGUGGGACCCACGCCAGCACCCGCUGCUCGUUGAGAAUACGCUCUAUGCCCCCCCGGUGCCCGCCCCAGGCCCCAUGGUUCCCCCAGCUAGCAUGUUUGGCAAUGUACCAGGGUACGAGGACACUUUAGCUGGCGGAGGAGGUGGAUAUCUCCCCCCACCGAUGCCCUUACACCCGAAUCGGGAUCCAGAGCCUGCACCCGUACCACAAGACUGGAACAUCCCCUCCAUCACUGAAGAUGUGGCGCGGGAGCGUUUUAUAAUGUACGCGUCUGGUAAAUGCUGCUAUAACAACGCCCCUGCCAAGGAUGGAGUCAUCACUAACAUGCAGGCGUUCAACACCUAUCGGUACCGGUUGGAGACAUUCACAGAGUCUCGAUCUACAGAGUGGGCCACCAAGCCUUAUGAAGGUGAACCAGCAGACUUCUACACGCAGACUGCCCCACGGCCGUGGGAAAUCCCAGUGACCGGUCCCUCCCUGUUUCAAAAUCACGAGGAGAACAUAAAAGUCCCUUACACUUCAUCUAACAAGCCCUGCCACACUUGUAGUGCCUCUGGAAAGAUGCCCUGCCAUGAGUGCAAUGGAUCUGGAACGAAAGUUUGUUGGGUCUGCAAUGGAUCUGGCAGAGAUGGAGGAGAUGGUCCCUGCAAUCAAUGCAAUCAAAGAGGAAGGGAGAACUGCUCUAAAUGUCAUGGUAACGGGACUAAAGAAUGUGAGACCUGCAAGGGCAAGCAGCAACUGUUGACCUACAUCAACCUUAAAGUCGAGUGGAAGAAUAAUGUUGAAGACUAUGUUGUGGAGCAGAACAGUGGGCUGGAGGUUGACAAUCUGAGCGAUGUGACUGGAAAGACACUCUUCAAAAACGCCCAGUACAUGCUGUAUCCAGUGUAUGGCUUCCCAGAUCCGUCUUUAUCCCAGGCUUCAGACCGUUUGGUUAGAGAACACCAGGCGAAAUACUCCCAGAACUCCCGCAUCCUUCAACAGCAACAAACCAUCGAGUUGAUUCCCAUCACCAAGGUGACCUACAAGUGGAAGGGAGGCAUCCAUGUUUACUAUAUCUAUGGGAACGAACACCAGGUCAAAGUUCCCGACUACCCUGCCACCUGCUGCUGCUCCAUCAUGUAACCAGUCAUGCCAGUCAGCCAGUCAUGCCAGUCAGCCAGCCACUUAACCAUACCUCUUUUGGUGAAUGCGUCACCAGGCCAGCCCAAUACAGCUGGCCUUGACUCGGCGUAGUUCAGCUCCGUAUGAAAAAAGGUUUUGUUUAUCAGUUAGCUAGUUAGUUAGCUAGUUAGUGAGGUAGGUAUUGUAGGUAGGUCUUUAGGGCCUUUUAUCCUCCCCAGGAGUUUAGGGCUAAGUGUAUUCUGAUCAGUAUACUACAUGUUUUAUUUUUAUAAUAAUUAUUGCAGCCCUGGAAUUUCAUGAAUUUGUUUUUUGUUUCAACUUUCAAUUUUUCGCAAGUAAAUUACUUUAUGCAAAGAUGUAGAAAAACUAAAGGCUAUUGAAGCAAAUUGCUGCAUGUCUGAUUAAUUCUUGUUACAUAUACUUUAGUACAGUCAAUAAAGUGAAAAGGUAUUAUUAUUCUAUAAUGAAAUAAAUAAAAUCAUUCAAACUUCAAAGAGAAAAGUUAAUCAUUUAUGUAAUUCUCCCUGUUGUUAGUGUUCAGGUCAGUCUGUUAUGAAUGACAAUGUUAUGCUUUCUGAGUGAGAAUUGUUGCCAGUGUUAUGGUCCAACGAGCUUAUUUUGAGACAUGUAUGAAGUGUUUUGUUGUUUUUGAGUGAGUUUUGGAGGUGAGAUGAACUGUUUGGCCAAGACGCAUGUUGGUAAUGCAGACUGUGUGAAGAGUUUUGAAAAAGUGGCAUCAGUAUUGACCGACGCUUGUUAGCGAAUGAACAAAAAAACUGUAAUGCUGCUUAAUGUACUGUAUAUUUGAUGAAUGAAUUGAUUGCUGAUUUCAGAAGCUGAAAGUAACCUCCAGUAAACCAUUCCACUAAUGA
Molecule: messenger RNA, 2227 nt
Organism: Oncorhynchus gorbuscha (pink salmon)
Lineage: Eukaryota; Metazoa; Chordata; Actinopteri; Salmoniformes; Salmonidae
Product: protein SSUH2 homolog
Exons: 13
Coding region: 306-1355 (349 amino acids)
Source: RefSeq, a predicted model, not a curated record